Molecule: messenger RNA, 348 nt
Organism: Suillus plorans
Lineage: Eukaryota; Fungi; Basidiomycota; Agaricomycetes; Boletales; Suillaceae
Exons: 5
Coding region: 1-348 (115 amino acids)
Source: RefSeq, a predicted model, not a curated record
AUGUUUCAAGGCUGCCAAUGCUGGCAAAUUUCUGUCUAUUAUUCUUGCUCUCAUCCACCGGCCAGGCCUCAAAAGAUUCGAGGAUUGGUUACUAACACUGGCCUCAAAAAGAUUCGAGGAUUGGUUACUAACGCUGGCCUCAAAAAGAUUCGAGGAUUGGUUGCUAACGCUGGCAACUUUCAGUCCACCGGCCGGGCCUCAAAAAGAUUCGAGGAUUGGUUCCUAAUGCUGAUUCGAGGAUUGGUUGCUAACGCUGGCACCUUUCAAUCCACUGGCCGGGCCUCAAAAAGAUUCGAGGAUUGGUUCCUAAUGCUGGUUGUCGCAUCAUGUCUAGAUUUGAUUGUAUAG